UUUUCUUAUAUAAACAAAAACCCGCGGGGACCAAGAGUGUGGUAAUGUUCUGUAAAAACUUUCACUAGUGUCUAAGAGUUCCGGCGGAACCAAGUCUUUACGGGCCGACACUCGGCGGCACCUGUUUCUGUCGGUGAAGGCGUGUGAAAUGCUCAUCACUUCCUCAACGCCUUACCAGUCAUAGAGUUUCGGGAUCUGGUGCAAAAUGCUGGCUCCUCUGGGCUUCAGUUGCCCGCGCUGUUUGCUCCUCAGGCGCGGUGGAGGUGGAGGAGGACGCUGGGCUAUCGCUUCCCUGGCCAGGCACUUGGCCGACAAAACGCCAAAGGACAUUGUGAUACCCCCAGAGCCCACCACAUGCUGCAUGUCCGGCUGUGCCAAUUGCGUCUGGCUGGACUACGCCCAGACGCUGGCCAAACUUCUGGACAACAAUGAUGAGCGUGCCCGAGAGAUAGUCCUCAGCAAGAUCACCGAUCCGAACCUAAAGAUGUUCCUCAGCCUGGAGCUACGUAACAUGAACCUGCUGUGCCACGAGGAGAAGCCACCGGCAGGUACCACCGAGGACCCGAAAACUCCAAAGACACCCCCAAAGUAGUACAAAAGAAAUUACACCAAACUGUAUGGUUUUUAGUUAGGCAACAUUUCGUAGUAGCUCAAAUUUACCCAUGUACUUAGCGCUUAAGAACAACAAACCUCAUAAUAAGAUCUAAGGGUUGAGAGGCAAACAGAAAA
Molecule: messenger RNA, 729 nt
Organism: Drosophila persimilis
Lineage: Eukaryota; Metazoa; Arthropoda; Insecta; Diptera; Drosophilidae
Product: oxidoreductase-like domain-containing protein 1
Exons: 3
Coding region: 206-592 (128 amino acids)
Cellular component (GO): mitochondrion
Source: RefSeq, a predicted model, not a curated record